This is a messenger RNA of Schistosoma rodhaini, 1002 nucleotides long. Lineage: Eukaryota; Metazoa; Platyhelminthes; Trematoda; Strigeidida; Schistosomatidae. The record is from the annotation of a GenBank genome assembly.
AUGACAAUAGAAGAUCCAGACCUUGAGGCUGGGAAAAAUAUUGAUGUUGACGAACUACUAGCGUCAUUUACAAUUGACUUACCUGAUGAACACACUGAUCCUGAGAAAUCUCUACGCAAAGAGUUAUUAUCACUUAAGCAAAUGAGAAGAACCCUGACUGAUAUUGACCAUGAAGUUAAGAAGUGUGAACGUAAAGAAGAAAAGUCGAGAGCUAUGAAACCAAGGGAAAAAGCUAAAGAAGAAGCCAUGAAGCUUCUUAAGUCAGGAGCAAUAUCAAUUGAGAAUAAAAAUGAGCGUCAUACAUUUAAACGUAAACCUAAGGAAAGUGAAGAAGAUGAAGUACCCGGACCUAACGUGAACCCGAAGGUGAAACAGUCACUCUACCGCAAUUUUCUACCUGGUCCAAUACUUAACGCGUUGGUACCUGAGGAGAAAAGAAUAGAUGUCUUAUCUAACUAUAAAGCGGCCACUUGUGAAGGAAACUGUACGGAUGCUUCCGAGACCUUACAAACUAAGAGAAAACAGCAGUUCAACCUUCUACUAGAUGACAAAAAUUUGGAUACGGAUCAAAUAUCGGAUGUUUCAGAUUCCUGCAAUUUCGAUCAGUCACAUCCUCCGAACCGACCAACACACUCUACCUUAUAUGUUGGGUAUCAUAAUAUCACUGAACCUUUUAUUCAUGAUGUUUUCAAGCCUUAUGGUACCGUUGUAAGGAUUAGGAUUGGUAAUCCCUCCAACCAUGCCUACGUUACAAUGGCUACGAAUCAAAUGGCCCAAAAUGCAUUGAAGCUGGAUCACCAAAUGGUAAGCAAUCGUCUUUUGCGUGUUUCGUAUGCUCGAAGACCUUUCCACGUGAAACCUUUUUCACCUACAAAAUAUAGUCCAUAUCGAUCAUUUCGAAAAACAGAUUCCUGUAACUCAAAUGAAGAGCCUUCGAACAAAAUAUCAUGCGAACUUAAUCGAGACCUAGUUACUUAUGAGGACUUGUAUUCUGACAAAUGA